Messenger RNA from Pleurotus ostreatus (oyster mushroom), 1038 nucleotides. RefSeq lists its product as uncharacterized. Lineage: Eukaryota; Fungi; Basidiomycota; Agaricomycetes; Agaricales; Pleurotaceae. Bases 1 to 1038 code for a protein of 345 amino acids. Gene Ontology annotation, molecular function: catalytic activity. The record is from RefSeq and is a predicted model, not a curated record. The transcript is spliced from 5 exons.
AUGCCUGCUCCUGACUUCUUCACCAAGACCGCCGGCGAGGCCCCUGCCGCGCCUACCCAGUCCGCACCCUCUGUCACACCCUCUGGCGCCUACUACAACGCUCGCUUGGAUCCCAAGAACUAUCUUGAGGGACCCCUCUCUGAGAACCCUGCGACGCGCCUCCGCCAGAUGCUCGCCCGACCAGGUAUAGUGGUUGCACCCGGCAUCUGCGAUGGUAUCUCCGCCAGAUGUGCACUUGAAGCUGGCUUCACCUGUUUGUACCAAUCUGGUGCCGCCACCACUGCCUCCCGCAUGGGUCAACCUGAUCUCGCCAUCGCAACAUUGAACGACUUCGUCGGGUCCGCCCAAAUGGUCUGCAGCCUUGAUCCCACUUGUCCAGUCAUCGCUGACGCCGACACCGGGUUCGGUGGCCCUGCAAUGGUCGCACGAACUGUGACUCAAUAUGCCAAGUCCGGCGUUGCUGGCCUUCACAUCGAAGAUCAAGUCCAGACCAAGCGAUGCGGACAUCUGCUCGGAAAGCAGGUCGUUUCACGCGAGGAGUUCUUGACUCGCAUCCGUGCGGCAGUCAUCGCUCGUGAUGCUAUCCCAGGGGGAUCUGACUUUGUUAUCAUUGGUCGCACCGACUCUGCCCAGGUACUGGGGAUGGAGGAAGCCGUUGAACGGUUGAAGCUCGCUGCCGCAGCUGGCGCUGACGUCUGCUUCAUCGAGGGCGUCAAGUCAAAGGACCUCCUUGAGUCAACGGUCAAGGCCCUCGCGCCCACACCAGUCCUCGUCAAUGUCAUUUCUGGCGGUCUCACUCCACCAUUCACAUACGGAGAAGCUGAACAGAUGGGCGCCAAGAUCAUCAUCUUCUCGCUUGUCUCUUGCGUGGCUAUGGUGCAUGCUUGCCGCGCCGCCAUGCAAUCGCUCAAGAAGACAGGUACUGAUUUCAUCUCAGCGCAAGGUAUGGACCCGAAGGCAUUCUUCAAGGUGAUGGGAUUGGACCCGGUCAUCGAGCUUGACGCCAAGGCCGGCGGUACUGCUUUCCAACAGGUUUAA